Physcomitrium patens is the source of this 3534-nucleotide messenger RNA. RefSeq lists its product as uncharacterized. NCBI's taxonomy places the organism in Eukaryota, Viridiplantae, Streptophyta, Bryopsida, Funariales, Funariaceae. The record is from RefSeq and is a predicted model, not a curated record.
GAAUGAACGAAGGAGGCCGAUGAAGGAGAAGGAGGAGAUGCAGAAGGAGGAGCAGAAGACGGCGACGACGACAUCAGCAUCGACGACGACGACGACGAAGACGCCACAGACGGAGACGAAGACGAAGACGUUCGUGGCGGUGGCUACAAGCAGGGACGGGGAAGGGGCCAAAUCAUCAAGACUGUAGGCAGGGAGAGAGGGAGAGAGAGAGAGAGAGAGAGCGAGAGCGAGAGGUUAGAACGAUGAGCAGGCUCACGAAGCCGAUCAUGUACAUGACGUCGGGGUCUCGGGGGCUCCGUGGCUGGGGUUAGAGAAUGGAGCAUUGCUACCGCUGCACUUUCUUCUUGGAGGAGGAGACAAAAAACGGGACCCGCUCUCCCUACGAUCAGUCGUGUAGUAGUUGUUGGUGCUGUAGUAGUAGUUUAGUUGUUGCUUGCAGUAUUACCGUUCGUGAGUGGCGGGGUGCUGUGUGGUAAUGAGAUGCGCCAGCCGAUGUCAUGGUGAGGGGUCUGAGUGGUCGUCUUCGUACCGUGGAGUGUAGUGGAGCGGUGCGGUGGUGGUGGUGCGGCGCAGGUUUGAAGUGGGAGUUGGAGUAGUGUGCGUUGUGUUUUUUUGUUCUUGAUGUUUUAGCUGUUGAAUAAUCGGCUUUUUUUUUUUUUUUUUUUUUUUUUUUUUUUCUCUCUUCCGCUGCAUCCUCCUCUUCUCUUUCUUCUCUGUGUAGCGGAGUUGCGUGGAGUGGAGUUAGGAGGACAAGUUAAGCCUCGGGGCGGUGCAUUUCAUCCUGCCUGCAGGUUACAGGCAAUGGGAGGAGCGAAGUUGUUAGGGGCAUUGUUGCGUAGUUGUUUUCGUUUUACGGAACUAUUUUUCUAAUCCAAGGGUGCGAGGUCGUGAGAAUUAUAUUUGGUUUCUCAGGCAGUGAUAUGGUGGGAAGAGGACUUUGACUAGAGUCAAGAGCCAGUGCCAUGGCUCAAAGAGUGCGAAACGGGAAAUGUUCAGUGGAGGUUGUUAAAGUAUUUAACACAAUUGUGUCGCUGUUGCAAUCACGUAAGGAACGCCGAGAGGAUGUGGUGCAAUACAGACGUGCGAGGAACAGUGUGUGGACGUGAGAUGUGCCACUGCGCGAAGACUUGAUUCUGGUUUUUUGGAAUAGAUAGAGCUUGGUUCCUUGGGUCCCUGCCGCUGGCGCUCUGCCUUUGCACGGCGUACACUUUCUGCAAAUUAGGAAGCUACGAGGCUGAUGAUAGGAGAGUUUCUGGUGAUUUUGGAGCUGUUUUGGUGGAGGUGACCAAGGCAUCGAUAAUGGAUAUGUCUUCGGACGUUGGUUUGGACGGGGGAGCUCUUAAAAAAGGUCCAUGGACAUCUGCUGAAGAUUCGAUUCUAAUUUCAUAUGUGACAAAGCAUGGAGAGGGUAACUGGAAUUCCGUGCAAAAACACUCUGGUUUGUUCCGCUGUGGCAAAAGCUGCCGACUCCGCUGGGCCAACCACUUGCGCCCAAACCUCAAGAAAGGUGCCUUCACUCCAGAGGAAGAGCGCAUCAUCGUCGAGCUCCACGCCAAGAUCGGCAACAAGUGGGCGCGCAUGGCUGCUCAACUUCCUGGACGAACCGACAAUGAGAUCAAGAAUUAUUGGAACACUCGGAUAAAGCGUAGAAUGCGAGCAGGGUUGCCAGUAUACCCUGCAGAUAAGUCUAAAUCCAGCCCUACUCAAUACUAUGUGGAGCCGUCAGAUGGAAGAAGCUUCAUAUCCGGAAAGGAUGCAGAUUGUGAUUUUACUUCGAGCUUCGCGCAACCAGUCUUUUCGGUGGUUGCAGGUGAUCAUCUACAUAACCUUCACGUGAGCAAUCCACGUGACAGUCGUUUGAUGAGAAAUUGUUUCUCUAUAACUUCCAUGAGCGAGCUUGCACCAAGCGCUACAACAAAUCAAGGGACCAACCAUGUAUUGAACAAGAGCAUGGGUAAUCCCUUCGAACAAACUGAAGUCUUCAGGAACAGCCAGCACGGGAGGAGUGACGUCGGCAACGGAUGUGUCUCUUUCGCACAGCUCGCUGAUGGAGGAAACUUGAAUUUUCAACCAGAUUUCAAUUCAUCCAGCCAAGCUUGCGACCGAGGCAUCACGACAAGAGUUGUUUUGCCAGGAUUUGGAAAUGAAUCUGAACGGAACAUGAUGCUCUAUGAUCGAAUAUCUGCCUUCGGAAACCUGAAUUUUCUUUACAAACCUCCAGUGUCAAAUGCCAGCUUGAAACUUGAGCUCCCUUCAUGCCAAUCUGCGGAGUCUGCCGAUAGUGUGGGCACGCAACGGUCUUCGAUUACCAAUCCAAGCCCUCUGAUACCGUCCAACAACAUUUUAUCAGAAGCUGAGAGCUAUGGCUCUAAUGCAAGCAACUUUCUUGAUGCCUUAAUGCAGGAUGCACAUCCCUCGGAAGAGCUUGAGCAGGUUCGUUUGAGCAUGGACCUUAUUGAACAGCUGAUGGUUCACUCAUCCGGAAACAUAAAUCCAGAUGUCGCAUCUCUACUUUUGAGCCCUCAAAAGAGUAGAUGGGGCAAGGAUAGUGAUCCAACUACACCACUAGCGGGUCGGACCUUUUCUGAUCACAGUGAAGAAGCGUCACCAAUGUGCCAAACUGGUAACUGGGACGGACCACAAGCCAGCGCGAUGCACUCAUUUCAAUGUGCUCCACAAUCAGGUGCACCAAGAACUGAAGCUAACAUGAGAGAGGGACUCCGUGGAGGGAUACAACAGGCCUGCACUGAUGAAGAUUUUCUAACUCUGUUGGACUUAGCAAAUUCUGACCCAGUUUCUGAAUGGUAUUCUCCAGCAGAAUGUUUUUCUGCUGGAGGCCUUCCGUGCGCUCCUGUUCCGUGUGCUCCGCAUGUUGAUAACUUGGUUCCUAUACCAAACUUUCAGAUAAAUGGAGGGUUGAACAGCCAGUCCAGUAAUCAGAGUAUCCCAAAUUACGUUUGGGAGUUUGGUAUGGGCACUUGGAAUGCUGCAUCGGUUGGUUGUCAUCUAGGAGAAUUCUCGUCUGUUGAGUACAGGCCCUAAGCCUCACUUGGAGAUCAAAAACUUGAUCGCCGUGCUACAUGUUGAAGGGAUCAUUUUUCCAUCGGAGUCUCUAGCGCAUGUUCAAGGGUGACAUAUUUUUGGUUUGCUAGUCGCUGUACAUUGUUUGCCAUGCUAGUUAUGUCCUUCAUCAGAACCUGACAGCUGAGAUCGUGCUGACGGAAAGUCGAUUGUCUGUCCUUGCUACUUCUCUGGCGUUGCGUAGUACAAUAUUUUUGAUUGUCAGCGCGUUUGCAGCUCAGGAUGAACCACUAAGUUCAGAAGAGGCUUUAUGUCGUGUCCAUCCCGUUUUCAAUAUGUCCGUUUUUCCGUCUAUAUGUGUCUUUCGUUUGUGUACUGGCUUUUGUAAUUUCCACUCUUGCAGCUGCUUGCCUGGAAAGUAUCGUAUCACUUACUGUGCUAUACUUCAGGAAGUCGGAAUAAGUGCACUGGCUUCUUGUUAUACAUUUUGAAUAAAAGGCUAGCUAUUCCCAA